Molecule: messenger RNA, 612 nt
Organism: Ananas comosus (pineapple)
Lineage: Eukaryota; Viridiplantae; Streptophyta; Magnoliopsida; Poales; Bromeliaceae
Product: glycine-rich protein 5-like
Exons: 1
Coding region: 1-612 (203 amino acids)
Source: RefSeq, a predicted model, not a curated record
AUGCGGACGCUCCCAUACUGGGAGCCAUCGGCGGGCACGGGGGAGGCCGGGGACAGGGCGGGGCCGGGAGCGUCCCCCGGCGUCGCGGGAGCCUUCGCCUUCGCCGGCGCCGGCGCCUCGGCGGCGGGAGCGGGCGCCGGAGAGGCGGCGGGGGGUGGCAAUGGCGGCGACAAGGCUGGGGGGAGGAGAGGCGGCGGGGUGGCCGGAGGAGGGGCGGCGACGGGCGGCGGGGUGGCGGUCUGGCUGGGCGGCGACGGGCGGAGGAGGGGCGGCGACGGCGGAAGGGGUGGCUGGAGGAGGGGCGCGACGGCGGCAGGGGUGGCCGGAGGUUGGCGGCGACGGGCGGUAGGGGUUGCCGGAGGAGGGGCGGCGAUCGGGCGGCGGGUGGCCGGAGGGAGGGCGGCUGCCGGGCGGGGGUGCGACGGGUGGUGGGGGCGGUGCGGGGGUGGGGAGGAAGGGGAGAGGCCGGCGGGAUUGGGCAAUUGCAGGGGGAGAGGAGGAGGGAGAUGGAGAUGGAGAGGGAGAGGAGAAACGCAGAGUGGAGCGCCAUGGACGGUGAGCUCCGGGGGAAGGAGUAGAGGUGAUGAGGUGAAAGGGGGGUGGUUUCGGUGA